This is a messenger RNA of Phoenix dactylifera (date palm), 930 nucleotides long. NCBI's taxonomy places the organism in Eukaryota, Viridiplantae, Streptophyta, Magnoliopsida, Arecales, Arecaceae. The record is from RefSeq and is a predicted model, not a curated record.
AUGCAAUCUCCUUUCUUCUUCCUCCUCUUCCUCUUCACCUCCUUGACACAGAUUUUUCUCUAUUAUGAUUCUGUUGAUGGAUAUGCUGUGAUCUCGAAAAAUAUCACUGUCGAUGCGUUUGGGCAUGGAGACUUCACUACCAUUCAAAGAGCCAUUGAUUCAGUUCCUGAUGGCAAUAAGCAAUGGAUCAGAAUUCAUGUUGUACAAGGAAUCUAUAGGGAGAAGGUCUUCAUUCCAUCUAAAAAGGAGUAUAUCUUUCUAGAAGGCGAAGGGCACCAACAGACAUCAGUUGAGUGGGAUGAGCCUGCUCGGCUGCCUCCAGGUCGGAGGAGGGAGAAGGUCUUCAUUCCAUCUAAAAAGGAGUAUAUCUUUCUAGAAGGCCAAGGGCACCAACAGACAUCAGUUGAGUGGGAUGAGCCUGCUCCCCUUGAUUUGAUUAAGUGGAACAACACCAGUCUCCCAAAUUCUGUACUUGCUGGAGAAACGCAAGGUGUUACUUUUAGUAUCUUAGCAAAUAAUUUCGUCGUCAAAGAUAUCGCAUUUAAGAAGUCCACUUUGCAUUCCAUCAUGGAGGGGGCACAACCAGGACGGAUAACGGCACAUGGCAAGCCUAAAGCCGACGCGCCGGGUGGCUUUGUGUUCAAGGAUUGUAGGGUGGAUGGGGGCAAGACGUUUUUAGGAAGAGCAUGGAAUUCCUACUCCACUGUGGUGUUCCAUAAGACGUACAUGGGAGGCAACGUUGUGCCUGAGGGUUGGGAUGCUUGGAAAACCAAUGGGCACCAAACAACAUAUGCGGAGAAUAGUUGCAGCGGGCCAGAUUCAGAUGCCACACAAAGAUUGCUAUGGAAGAAGCUUGGUCCCCAGCAAUUGGAAUACUUCACUAACAUCAAAUUCAUCGACAAGGAAGGCUGGCUGUCGCAGCAACCCUGA